CAUUGAUGUUGCGUCGGGUUAAAUUGUUUUCAAAAUAUUACAAAACGCUAAUAAAACGAUAAAAUGCCGAAAAACAUAACUAGUGAAGUUCGCGAUAUUAUAUUAAAAGUGAAGGAAUUUAUGGACGAAGAAAAACGAAUGCAGGUGCCGAUAAUCCCUUUAAGCAAAGUGUAUGUUAGAGUGUCUGCAGCUACAGGUGUCUCAGAACGUACUGUUCUUAACAUUGUCAAGGAAGCUAGACUAGUAGAACAAGGUCUUUUAGAUCCUGAAACAUUAAAAAAGUCGCCCAAGAAAAGGAUACGGACUAAAGGAAAAAUUGAGGUGGACGAAUAUGACCUACAAGUGAUCAGAAGGAAAAUUCAUGAAUUUUAUGCCUUCAAAAAAGAAGUUCCUACAAUAAAUAAGCUCUUACAAAUAUUAAAGGAGGAAAUAAACUUUAAAGGCUCAAGGGAAACACUAAGAAAGAUACUACGAAAGAACGGUUUUCAAUUUAGAAAGACAAAAAAUAAUAAAGAGAAAGAAUCCCAACCUGAACCAGCCCCCGCAGUUCCUUCAAUGGUUCCACCAUAUAUACACACAAUGUUUGCACACAAAAACUUACAAGCUUAGGAUAAAAAUAGGUAAGUAAACACUUAUUUGAGAAAAUAAAUGUAUUCAAAAUCUGUAAAUAAAUUUAGACUGACUCGAAUGA
Molecule: messenger RNA, 691 nt
Organism: Aricia agestis (brown argus)
Lineage: Eukaryota; Metazoa; Arthropoda; Insecta; Lepidoptera; Lycaenidae
Exons: 2
Coding region: 64-609 (181 amino acids)
Source: RefSeq, a predicted model, not a curated record